UUGUGCAUCCUCACGUCCCGUAUAAGACUCAGAUCAGGAGGCAGGUUUCAGUCACUGAUCAGAAGAAACACGAGCGAGCAGAUGGCGAGCAAACCUGUGAGUGCAGGCAGCAAAAGACCCAGAGAUCCUUCUGUUCAGGGGUUAAAGGUCAAGUUUUUGAUCAAUAUACCUUUGAAGGUGGAUUCAGUGGAUCAGGCAUUGAGGAGGUAUGGUUAUCUGCUGGAGAAGCUGCCUGAAGGCUUUAGAAAAGAGGACAAGGAUAAGAAGGUGCUAGAAGACGUAGCUGUGAUUUUUGGCAUGAACGGAAAAUACACUCCAGAACUAGAGGGGGUUCUGAAGACUAUCAAAAAAACUCUAGAUAGUUUCAACCCUAAUUAUGCACAUAUCAAGCACUCUGUCAUCACCUACACCUGGGGAAAAGAUGGAACAAUAGCACAAGACAAUCCGGACUGUGUUCCCUACCAGGACAUUCGUGAGUAUCUGAAAAAUAACGAUGCUACAAAGAAACUUGUAGAAGAGUUGAGGGAGAAGGAUCCAAACUGUCUGGUGUACUUCAGUUUUGUUGAUAGUGACACGGUCAACUUUAACUCCAUCUACAGUGAAUACAUACAGAUUGUGCAAGAAGAGCUGAGAAAAGACUCCGUCCCUCCCACUGUGAUGUCGACUGGUUACGAGGUCAACCGCAACAGCGAGCAUCACAUUGCCACUUGGCUGGACCGCAUGACUCGCGUAGCCGUGGCAGAGGUCAAUCCCCUGCUUACGUACUACCCAGAACCUAACUUCUGUGUCUUAGUGCAGCAGGGAUGUGACACCAUAACGGAGAGUUUCAUCAAGCCAAAAAGGAAUAAAAAACAGCGUAAUAUGGAGUCAGGAGUCCUAAUCAGCCAGAUCAAGGAACGUGGCAAAAUUAAAGCUGUGUUCUCUGAUAAAGAGCCAAUCCACAUCGCUGUUCCUGAGAGGUUCAAGCUUAGUGGCAAAGGCCUGAAGACCGGACAGUCGGCCCUGCAGGAAAUGAUUUUUGCAAUCUGUACUUAUGCUAACGGGGAACUCACAAACGCAAGAGUAUACAACAAGCAGCAGCCAGACACAGUGACACAAGGCAAGCUGCCUAAAGGAAUAGCGGGCAUUAACAGAGCCUUCAUCAUUAAAUUAUAUAACUGCAAAGACGACAAGGAAUUCGAAGAGCUGGCUAAGAAGAACCCCUUCGACAUCGACGGAGAAGUCGCCACAAGCCUAGUGGAGGCCAUUAGAGCAGCGAGAGAGUAUCGAAAGUUUCUUUAUGAAUUUGAAAAAAAGCUUUAAUUUUUAAUUUCAGUUGAUUGUUGUGAACUUCACUUAGAUGAAGCACUGCUUUAAUCAGCAACAUCAGGAAGCUGUCAAUCAACCAGAUUUCUUCUUCAUUUUCUCUCAUGAUUUUUCUCAUGACCUCUCAUGACGUAAGCUGAUCAGUAGACUUGAUUCUGGAUAAAUAUAUUACAUUUAUAUCUAUACACAGUAUAUAUCCUGCUUAUGUCAUUGUUAAAAGAAAAAUUCAAAUAAAAGCCGUAACUUUUGUCCA
Molecule: messenger RNA, 1558 nt
Organism: Tachysurus vachellii
Lineage: Eukaryota; Metazoa; Chordata; Actinopteri; Siluriformes; Bagridae
Exons: 2
Coding region: 82-1302 (406 amino acids)
Source: RefSeq, a predicted model, not a curated record